UUCUAAGCAAACUGAGUGAAAUGGAUCGAAGAGAUUUUUCUAUAUUCAUAAUUCUUACAGUUUUAGCCGGCGGUAUCGACAGUAUGACAAGACAGCAAUUAAAAAAGUCAACUAAAAUGUUAAAAAAUAAUUGUAUGGGCAAGAAUGAUGUCACAGAAGAUAUGGUCGGCGAUAUUGAAAAAGGAAAAUUUAUCCAGGAAAAAAAUGUAAUGUGCUAUAUUGCAUGUAUCUAUCAAAUGUCGCAAAUUGUGAAAAAUAAUAAGUUAAACUACGAAGCUUCAAUAAAACAAGUGGAUAUUAUGUAUCCCGCGGACAUGAAGGACGCUAUGAAAUCUUCAAUUGAAAAAUGUAAAGAUUUAUCCAAAAAAUACAAAGACAUAUGUGAAGCCUCAUACUGGACAGCAAAAUGUAUAUACGACGACAAUCCUAAGAACUUUCUAUUUCCUUAAUGUAUUCAAAUUAAAUAUCUUACUAUUUUUGAAUACUACUGCAAUGUAACCUUAAUACCUAAAAA
Vanessa atalanta (red admiral) is the source of this 514-nucleotide messenger RNA. Its product is annotated as general odorant-binding protein 72-like. Gene Ontology annotation, molecular function: odorant binding; dibutyl phthalate binding. Gene Ontology annotation, biological process: sensory perception of smell; olfactory behavior. The coding region runs from base 21 to 449 and encodes 142 amino acids. Gene Ontology annotation, cellular component: extracellular region. The transcript has 5 exons. The record is from RefSeq and is a predicted model, not a curated record. NCBI's taxonomy places the organism in Eukaryota, Metazoa, Arthropoda, Insecta, Lepidoptera, Nymphalidae.